This is a messenger RNA of Drosophila obscura, 388 nucleotides long. Its product is annotated as trypsin. Gene Ontology annotation, molecular function: serine-type endopeptidase activity. The coding region runs from base 91 to 318 and encodes 75 amino acids. The record is from RefSeq and is a predicted model, not a curated record. Lineage: Eukaryota; Metazoa; Arthropoda; Insecta; Diptera; Drosophilidae. The transcript has 2 exons. Gene Ontology annotation, biological process: proteolysis.
AACGAACUGCCAGCGGGAGCGAAUCUCACAGUCAUAGGCUGGGGCAAGACAAACGACUAUAAACACCACGGGAACCAAUGCCGCCUCGCCAUGAGGCACACCAUCACCAGCAACAUGUUCUGCGCCAUUGGAGAGAAUGGCAAGGACGCCUGCGAGGGCGACUCGGGGGGACCCAUCCUACAGGCAGGCCGUCCCGUGGGCGUUGUUUCCUGGGGCUAUAGCUGCGGAAGUGGUUAUCCGGGCGUGUACACGCGACUCAGUAGCCCUCCCAUUAAGCACUGGCUCCAGAGCCGCCUCGACUGCCAUUGCAGGGUGUAAUCUGGUGGAAGCUCCGUCGAAAUAAAUUAGAGUUAAUCUCUUUGGUGCACCUAUUGUAUGGCAGCCGACU